Molecule: messenger RNA, 915 nt
Organism: Anthostomella pinea
Lineage: Eukaryota; Fungi; Ascomycota; Sordariomycetes; Xylariales; Xylariaceae
Source: the annotation of a GenBank genome assembly
AUGGAGGGCGUCUCCCGAAAGCGCCCGAGUCCCAACGAGGAGGGUCACGAUCACCAGGCUCGUUCCAAGCGACAGCGCACCAUGGCUCCCGAGGCAGAAUCCACUGCGAUCCCCGCUUUCAGUGCCGUGAAUCGCCCGACCGCCGAAGACCUGGGCAGAGACGGUCUUCGCAGAUCAAUCGCCUUGACCUUGAAGCAGGUGGGCUUCGAUUCCGCUUCCAAGGACGCGCUGGAGGGCUUUACUGAGACGGUCGACACAUACAUUACUGGCUUCGUUGAGCAGCUGAUGCGAACCGCAAAUGCUGCGCGCAGAGUCGACCCCACACCGGUUGAUUUCGAGUCCAUUCUACAUCAGCACAAUGUUCCGCUGUCAUCUCUGAAGCCACACCUCAAAAACCCCGUCCCGAAGGAGCAACUCGAACCAGCCUUGUACGAUCCCAUCACAGAGGACGUCGGCCGACUUCUUCAGAGCUCUCGGCUGUUUUUGGGCGAUGAACUAGACGGCAAAGCUGAGAAGGAAGAGAAGGCGUGGAUCCCAAAGUCGUUCCCCGACUUUCCCAGCAAGCACAGCUACAAAUACACGCCGGUCGAGGAGACUGCAAGGGAUACCCAGAGCAAGCGUGCGGAAGCUGCGGCUGACGCCAGGAAAGGCGAGAUGGCGCUGCGACGCAUCGAUCGAGCAGCCAAAAUCAGCCGGCAGAAAGAGCUUAAGGAAGUGGCGCAACGCAAUCCGUUGAUCAAGCAGCGACAUGAGGCGUGGGAGGACCUGAUGAAGAACCUUGUGCCGGCCAGAGGCGGUGUGAGUGGUGCAACCGAGAUGGCCGAUCACAGUACCAUUGUCAAUGCCGCGGCCAAGUAUGGGCGCAAGGAGGUACCGAGAACGAGCAGAAGAGCGCCGGUCGACAAUCAGGGUUGA